Molecule: messenger RNA, 2050 nt
Organism: Castor canadensis (American beaver)
Lineage: Eukaryota; Metazoa; Chordata; Mammalia; Rodentia; Castoridae
Gene: C1qtnf1
Product: C1q and TNF related 1
Molecular function (GO): protein binding
Source: RefSeq, a predicted model, not a curated record
ACAUCUGGCUGGGGUUUGCUCUUUACGUGGUGUUUGUCCCGCUUUCUUCCUCCCUUCCCUUACUUUUGAGAAACCACGUUUCCGCUUCUGGCCAAAGAGACCUUGGAGCUAGCUGGGGAGAUAAAGGUGCCGGGAAGGGAACACUGCUGCUUGCACCUCCCCCCCCAUACACUUUAAGACUUUUUCUCGUGGGACUUUAUCCCUCCUGCUCUCCUCCUUGGACAAGACUGUGCUUCCGUGCCGACCUGGCUGGGAGGAGGCUCAGCUGCUGGGAGAUGCCCUAAGAGAAGGCACCCUGAGAGCCUGAGAGCCCCGAGAGAGGUGCAGAGGACUCCGCUGAGCCAGCUCUGCAGGAGAGAGGGCCUGGCAGGAAGAUGAGCUCCCGUGGAUGGGGACUUGUUCUGGGAUGCUACCUGUUGCUGGCCUUUGCCUGGAGCCCGGUGCUUAGCCAUGUUCCACGUGGCCAGCAGGAACGGCGGGUGCAGGAGGGGACCCAAGAGCCACCUACCCCUCUGGACCAUGCUGAGAGGGCUGAAAAAUACAGCCCCAGGCAGGGCGAGGAGCCCCCAGCUUCCCGGUGCUAUCGCUGCUGUGACUCGGGGACCCCUGUGUACCAGACGAUCCCAGCACCCCAGAUCAACAUCACCAUCUUAAAAGGUGAGAAGGGUGACCGAGGAGAUCGGGGGCUCCAAGGCAAAUAUGGCAAAACAGGCUCUGCAGGUGCCAGAGGCCACAUCGGCCCCAAAGGGCAGAAGGGAUCCAUGGGCGCUCCUGGGGACAGGUGUAAGAACCACUAUGCUGCUUUCUCGGUGGGCCGGAAGAAGCCCCUGCACAGCAACGACUACUACCAGACAGUGGUCUUCGACACGGAGUUCGUGAACCUCUACAGUCACUUCAACAUGUUCACGGGCAAAUUCUACUGCUACGUGCCAGGCAUCUACUUCUUCAGCCUUAACGUGCACACCUGGAACCAGAAGGAGACCUACCUGCACGUCAUGAGGAACGAGGAAGAGGUGGUGAUCCUGUAUGCCCAGGUGAGUGACCGCAGUAUCAUGCAGAGUCAGAGCCUGAUGCUGGAGCUGCAGGAGCAGGACGAGGUGUGGGUACGCCUCUUCAAAGGCGAGCGAGAGAACGCCAUCUUCAGUGAUGAGUUCGACACCUACAUCACCUUCAGCGGCUACCUGGUCAAGUAUGCUGCUGAGCCCUAGUGGCUGCCACCUGUGGCGCUGCUGGGGACUGCUGACCUCCCUGUCUUUUUCCCCAACCCACCCCUGUUGCUCUGUGGACUCUGGGGCCCUGCAUCAACCAGGCUGACCCCCUCGCCUCUCUCCCCUGCCCUAGACUGGCUUCCUUGACCUUCACAUUCACGGCUUUGACAUUCAACAAGAUGCCCUUGACUGGUGGGGAAGCCAAAAAGGCUGUGUGGUCCCAGAUCUGGCUGCCUCUGUGGGUAGAGAGCUGCUGGCAGAUGAAGCCAUCAGGGUAGGCCACCUGCGACAACACUCAGGGCCCUCCAGCUCCCUUCUGUGCACACAGCCUUAAGCGACCCUGCAGCAUUGUCCCGUGGGCGUCUGGGUGUCCCAGAGCCUAGCGCCCUGCUCCUGUUGCUGGAAGUAAUUAAGCAAAUGCUAACGGUGCCAAUGGAGCAAAGUAAACUAUGGAAGGAAAAGGAAAGUGUUGUUAUUUUUGCCUCCGCAGCCAGCUGGCUCCCUAAGGGAGACUGUUUGUUUUUGCUGGAGGUGCCUAAGAUCUCCACAUGAGAGUGGAUCCAAAAGAGAGGCCUGGGCGGUGAGGACGGGGCUGGCAGCCUGAAAGGUUCAGAAACUACAUCUGCCUUAAUUCUGUUAGGGCACAGUACAAACCAUUUUGAGGACAGUGGGUCUGACCUCUGUGUCUUGUUGACAUUGCUGUGGCCCAAGGGGCUCAGCUGGUCUUUCUGAGCCACAACAGUGAGGGGGUUGGGGCUGGACAUCUCCCCAGAGGGACAGCCCAGUGCUCUCUGGUUAGCUCUGGGCUGGUAGAAACAGCCUGCCCACUCCGGCUCACAGGC